AUGACAUUCGGAUCUCCUGCUCAAGGUUACCAACAGGCUCAAGGUCAGGCACCACCCCCUAUCCCUCCCGAGCUUAACCAACAGCUAUACGGAUGGUUCAAGGCUGUCGAUACCGAUGGCUCUGGUCAGCUUACUGCUGAUGAGUUGCAAAAGGCUUUGAUUAAUGGUGACUGGAGCCCCUUCAAUAUUGAAACCGUGCGCAUGAUGGUGAACAUGUUUGACCAUGGUACCAUUGGCUUCAACGAAUUCGGUGGUCUUUGGCGCUAUGUGGAAGAUUGGAAACGUUGCUUUGGUGCAUUUGACCAGGAUGGUUCAGGAAGCAUCGAUCGCAAGGAAAUGGGUAACGCCCUUCGUGCUUUUGGAUACAACCUUUCAGAUGGGUUUAUCAACUUGCUGAUCAACAAGUUUGACAAAUAUGGAAAAUGGAGCCAAGGCAAGGGUGAUGUGACAUUUGACAACUUUGUUCAAGCCUGUGUCACCGUCAAGACUUUGACAGAUUCUUUCAGACAAUUCGAUACCGAUAGUGAUGGAUGGAUUCGUAUUAACUAUGAAAGUUUCCUUGACUUGGUGGUUCGUCAACGCUCGUAG
Messenger RNA from Lichtheimia ornata, 588 nucleotides. RefSeq lists its product as uncharacterized. NCBI's taxonomy places the organism in Eukaryota, Fungi, Mucoromycota, Mucoromycetes, Mucorales, Lichtheimiaceae. The record is from RefSeq and is a predicted model, not a curated record. Gene Ontology annotation, molecular function: calcium ion binding. The coding region runs from base 1 to 588 and encodes 195 amino acids. The transcript is spliced from 5 exons.